Messenger RNA from Adelges cooleyi (spruce gall adelgid), 2770 nucleotides. Its product is annotated as pre-mRNA-processing factor 39-like. Lineage: Eukaryota; Metazoa; Arthropoda; Insecta; Hemiptera; Adelgidae. The coding region runs from base 392 to 2689 and encodes 765 amino acids. The transcript is spliced from 18 exons. Gene Ontology annotation, biological process: RNA processing; mRNA 5'-splice site recognition. Gene Ontology annotation, molecular function: protein binding. The record is from RefSeq and is a predicted model, not a curated record. Gene Ontology annotation, cellular component: U1 snRNP; commitment complex; nucleus.
UACACCGUACGGGCUAAUGUUUGGAAUUUCAUUAUAGAAUUCCGUUUGUAAAGUGUACCUACUUUUUAGCAGAAAGGCAAAUGCCAUGUACCUAUCAAGAUUUACAAAUUAAUAAAAAUUAACGUUAAUUCUUAUUUAAGCAUUAUAUGCUAAAUAAUAUUGAAUUUUUUUGUUAUUGUCGGUUUCCUUUCAUUUUUUUUAUAUUUGGUAUGUAGAUAUCGAGCCUAUGUAUUUUAAUGAUUAAACAUUUUCAUUUAAUUUAAUCGUAUCCUCAAAUUGUUACAACCAAGUUGUGAAAAGUGAAACGUGACUUUGAUAUUUGGCAUUUUAAACUCAUGUGAAUUAUAGCUUAGAACGCAUUUUUACUGUAAUAUUACAGAAAACAAGUACAAUGUCAGAGCCUAAUAAACUUACUCGGGACAGUGAUGAGCUUUAUGAUGCAUUAGAUGAACUGAUUGGCUCAGUCAAUGCUCAAGAAAAAGAGAAAGAAACUGAAAAAAAUAAUGAUUGCAAUGGAACACAAAACAAUAACAAAGAAUAUAAUGGAAUAUCUAGUCCUGAAAUCAGUAAAGAUGAGCAAGAACAUAAUCUCAAAGUAUUGUCUGAUAUGAUGGAUUCAUUUGAUGCCCAAAAUAAGCAAUUAGAAGAUGAAAAAGUUGACAAUGAUAACAGUUAUAAUGAAAGUAAAGAUAGUCAAAAUAACUCUGAAGAUGGUAAAGAAGAGCUAGAGUUAUCUGAAAUGAUUGUUUGUGAUGAAGUAGCUUGUGAUAGUGAUGAUGAAGACAAUAAAAUAGAAACUGACAGAAGUGAAUCAAAUUAUAAAGACAAAAAUGAAAAAGAUAGCAAAAAACUAAAAAAAGAUAAAGAUAGUAAUAAGAAGAAAUCUGAUAAAAAAACAGAUUCUAAAUCAAAAGAACGCUCAAGAAAAGAAGAAUCUAGAAAAAGUGACAAGAAACGGUCACGAACCCCGAGUAAAGAUAGGUCCAGCAAAGACAACUCAAAAAAGAGACCAAAAAGUAAUGAUAAAGAAAAAGAAUCGAAAAAACUUAGAGAACUCGAUAAAUUUUGGCAGACAGUACGUGAUGAUCCAUCUGACUUUAUUGGUUGGACAUACUUAUUGCAAUAUGUCGAUGGAGCAAAAAAUAUUGAAGCAGCUCGUGAAGCUUAUGAUGCGUUUUUAAAUUUAUAUCCCUACUGUUAUGGUUAUUGGAGAAAAUAUGCAGAUUAUGAAAGAAAGAAUGGAACAAAAGAGAAUUGUGAAAAAGUAUUUGACCGUGGAUUGAAAGCAAUACCUUUGAGUGUUGACUUGUGGAUUCACUAUAUGGGUUAUAUGAAAUCUGCUUAUCCGGAUGAUCAAGACAUGAUAAGAGAACAGUUUGAAAGAGCAAUAGAAUCAUGUGGAAUUGAGUUUCGAUCGGAUCGUUUGUGGGACCAUUACAUAAAAUUUGAAAUGGAAUGUAAGCAAUACUCAAAGGUGACUAGUAUUUAUGAUCGCCUUAUUGCCACCCCUACUCAUGGAUAUUUAAAUAAUUUUGAAAAUUUUAAAGAUUUUAUUAAGAAGUAUCCAAAAAAUAAAAUCUUGGAGACUGGUAAAUUUUUAGAACUAAGGAAAGAAGUGUUAGUUGAAAUUAAAGAAGCUGAUGCAAAAAAGAAUAAAAAAAUGGAUUCUGGUUCAGAUUCAGAUGACAUGGCUGAUCCCAUGGAGCAGAGAACAAAAGAAGAAAACAUGAUGAAAGAAAGAAUGAUAUCUGCACGAAUACCGGUAAACAAGUCUACAGCAGAAAUGGUUGCGCUGAGAUUGCCUUAUGAAGAAAUGAUAAAACGACCAUAUUUUCAUGUUAAACCUUUGGAGAGAUCACAGAUAAGGAACUGGAAAGAAUAUCUAGAUUUUGAAAUUGGACAAGGGUGUUAUAAGCGCAUAAUAGUGCUAUUUGAAAGAUGUUUAAUAGCUUGUGCACUCUAUGAAGAGUUUUGGACUAAAUAUGUGAGUUACUUAGAAAGCUUAGAAUCUGAUGACCAAGAGCUCAAAAAUCGAAUCGAAGAUGUAUAUAUUAGAGCCUGUAUGGUGCAUCAUAAAAACAAACCGGGGAUUAAUUUAUCUUGGGCACUUCAUUUAGAAAACAAUGGUAAUUAUAACAAAGCUGCUCAAAUUUUGGAUAUGCUUGAUAGUAUUGCUCCCCACAAAAUGAUGAUAAUUCAAAGAAGGAUUAACUUGGAAAGAAGAAGAGGUUGUAAUGAAAGAGUAUGCGAACUGUAUGAACAUUAUGUCGGCACAGCAGACUCGUCGUUAACUUCAGUUUUGUUAACUGUUAAGUACGCUCGAUUCGUUUGGAAAAUACAAGGUGAUAUUCAUCGAGCUUCUGAAAUUUUAUGGGCUGAAGUAAAAAAACUUCAAAAUGUACAAAAAAGUAGUCGUCUACUAUUGCAACUAAUUGAAAUCAAAAUGAAUGACGAUCCAAUGGACAUAAAUGCUGUAGUUGAACUUAUCGAUAAAAUAUUAAACAUGAAAUCUAUUGAAGUUGAACAGCAAGUGGUUUAUGCUCAACGUAAAGUAGAAUACCUAGAGGAGUUUGGCAAAGAUAUAUUUUUAAUAAACAAAGCUAUUUCUGAGCUAAAAGGCUACUUACAAAUAUAUGGUGAAAUUGAAAAAAAAUCUAUUGAAGAUGCUACUGAAAGUAAAAUAGCAUAGUUUGUGUUAAUAAUUGUACUAUUUUUUUUAAUGUAAAUAAAAUAAUAUGUUUAGGCAACAUUUUAAUAUUGAUGCAUUUAA